Molecule: messenger RNA, 1311 nt
Organism: Danaus chrysippus (African queen)
Lineage: Eukaryota; Metazoa; Arthropoda; Insecta; Lepidoptera; Nymphalidae
Source: the annotation of a GenBank genome assembly
AUGGAAGAGAGUGUAGCUUUAGAUACUUCGAAACAGAAACAAUUUGUCAAAUCUGUGAGAGGGAUAAAAAAACUCCUUAAGAAAAAGGGAAAAGUUUCUAAACCACCUGUGGUUAAAGAAGCUGAACCAGAAGUUGUUGAGAGUAACAAAAGUGAUAAGAUUAAAGGUGGUAAGAUUAUUAAGCGGAGACGAAGGGGUUUAGUCUAUUUGGCACAUAUACCACAUGGUUUUUAUGAGCAUGAAAUGACAGAAUAUUUCAAACAAUUUGGAGUUGUGACGAACGCUCGCGUUAUAAGAUCUAAACGUACCGGUAGUUCAAAGGGAUAUGCAUUUGUUGAGUUUAAGGAGCCCACAGUGGCUCAAAUUGUUGCGGAAACUAUGAAUAAUUACCUUAUGGGCAAAAGGUUAAUAAAAGCUGUUUACAUACCUCCUUCAAAGCAAAAAAGGAGGGCUCUUAGAAAAAAAUGGAACUCUCAAAAUAAUCCAACAGCUCGACUUAGAAUGAGACUGAAAAGGAGACAUAAUGCUAAGAAAAGUGAGGAGGACGAGCUUAAAUAUGCUCAGAGAAUGUUGGCUAAUCUCAAUAACACUAAGAAAAAACUAAGUGAAAUAGAAAUUAAUUAUGAUUUCUUCAAACCUGUUGAUGUACCAGCAGAGUUGAUCGACAAGAUUCAAAAUGAAUCCGUGAUUGAUGUUAAGCCUAAAGAAGAAAUUAAAGAAGAACCAGAAGUCAAGCCCAAAAAGACAAAGAAAGAACUAAAAAGUGAUAAUAAAUUAAAAGUCACACAAGAGAUACCAAAACAAAAUAUAAAAGCAAAACCUGAAGGUAAACCUAGUGUAAAAAAAUCUAAGAGAGUUAAUAUUGAAGAGGCAAACCAACAGAAAGAUAAGCAAGCUAAGUUAGAUAAGGCUGGCGUCAAAGCGUUGGAAGAUUUCAUACAAAUCAAAGAUUCUGAUGGCGAUAGUGACAGUAGUAUAGACUUUGAUUCAGAUGAAUAUGAAAAAAUGAUAGAAAAUGAUGACGAUUCAUUGUUUGAUGACGACAGUGAUGUAGAGGAAAAUGAAAAGCCACAGAAUGAUAAAAAGAAAAUUAACAAAACAAAAAAAGCUGUAGUCCCUAAACAGGUGAAUGUUGUGCAAAACCAACGUACUAAAGUGAAUAAUAAAAAUGUUAAUAAUAAAAAGAUAAAACAACCACAAAAGCGAAAAGCAGCUACAGUUUCAGAAUCAGCUGUAAAAGUCAAGAAUGCAAAGUUUGAGAAGCAAAAUAAAAAUAAGUCUUUGAACAAAGUAAUGAAAAAGAAGAAAUAA